This is a messenger RNA of Drosophila biarmipes, 2082 nucleotides long. RefSeq names its product protein 5NUC. The transcript is spliced from 6 exons. The coding region runs from base 46 to 1806 and encodes 586 amino acids. Gene Ontology annotation, molecular function: hydrolase activity. Lineage: Eukaryota; Metazoa; Arthropoda; Insecta; Diptera; Drosophilidae. Gene Ontology annotation, biological process: AMP catabolic process. The record is from RefSeq and is a predicted model, not a curated record. Gene Ontology annotation, cellular component: plasma membrane.
AGAGUUUUCUAUGGUUCUCCGUUCACUUUACAUUUUUCAGUAAAAAUGCUUCGACCUACUGUCCAGUGGGCCUUUGUCCUCCUGCUGAUCCUGAUCAUUCCAAAUUGGAUUUGUGGCCUCAAGAUCACCCUGCUCCACACCAAUGAUAUGCACGCCUGGUACGACCCUAUUUCCAGCAAGGGUAGAAAAUGUAAGGCUGGCGACGACGAGCGGGGAUUUUGCUACGGAGGAUUCGCCAGAGUGGCCGCUGUGAUUAAUGACACUAGAAGGGCUGCCACUGAUUCAGUUCUGUAUUUAAACGGCGGCGACUCCUUCCAGGGAACUCCCUGGUUUUCGGUUUACCGAGGGAAAAUGGUGGCACAGAUGCUGAAUUUCUUGUCUCCCGAUGCUAUGAGCCUUGGAGUUCACGAGCUUGACGAUGGAACUGCGGCCUUUGCCGAGUUCCUGGAUGUCAUCAAUUUUCCAGUGGUUAGCACCAAUAUCAACCUGAAGGACGAACCCAAACUGGCGGAACACAGUAAAUUGGUGACCUCUACGGUUAUCGCGAAGGGAAACACAAAGAUCGGCAUAGUGGGUUAUAUAAGGCCGGACACCAAGGAUCGCACUCAGCCCAAUAAUGUGGUCUACAAACAGGAGGUGCCAGCCAUCAAUAAGGAAACACAGAAGCUGGUGGAUCAGGGAAUCAAUAUCAUCAUUGCCCUGGGGCAUUCGGGCUACGAAAAGGAUAAGGAGAUUGCCAGGCGCUGCCCGGAUGUGGACCUCGUGGUGGGAGGUCAGUCGCACACGUUUCUGUACUCCGGAAAGGCGCCGAGUAAGGAAGUUUCGGAGGGUCCCUAUCCCACCAUAGUCGUAAAACCCGAUGGCAGAAAGGUUCCUGUGGUUCAGGCCUAUGCUUACACGAAGUAUCUGGGGAAUCUAUCGCUAGAAUUUGACAACGGUGGUAACCUUCUGAGUUUCAAGGGAAGCCCCAUUUUACUGGACAGCCGCUUUCAGCCCAGUAAGGAAGUUCUACACUUUCUCGAUCAGUACCGCCAGGUGAUCGAUGACAUGGAGCGCCACGUGGUGGGGACCACCUCUGUCUAUCUGAACGGCGAGAGGAGAAGCUGCGGCUUUGGCGAGUGUAAUUUUGGCAACAUUAUAGCAGACAGCUUUGUGUAUGCCCGAGUGCUGGACACCAUGCCGGACAGAAGAUCUUGGACAGAUGCUCCCAUAGGGCUAAUAAAUGCGGGGGCCAUUCGAGCCUCCAUUGAGCCCGGCGAAACGGGUGCCAUCACAGAGGCCGAUGUGAUGACUGUACUUCCCUUCAGCCACGACAUGUUCUACACCAGGAUCAGUGGCAGCCAACUGAUGAAGGCCCUGGAACACUCCCUUCAGCUGCGCAGCAAGCAUAUGUCCAGUUCCUACCUCCAGGUGUCGGGACUCCGGAUGAGGUUCAACCACAGCCGGCCGAAGGGCGAGCGGAUCACCGAGAUUAGGGCCCUGUGCUCCGCCUGCCAGAUUCCGCACUACGAGGCCGUCGAGACGGACAAGUACUACGGCGUAAUACUCACCUCCUUCCUGCUGAAUGGCGGCGAGGGCUACAGCUUCAUCGACCCAAAGCGCCCGGAGGUGGAAAACCUAACACUGCUAGACCGCAAUGCUGUUAUCCGGUAUCUGCAGGAGCACAAGGUCAUCUACCCGGAGCGAGAGGACCGCCAGGCUCCUCAGGAGAAGCACUUGUCCAGCUCGAGUGCUAGCCCAUUGCCCAAGCCCUUCCUACUCUGCCUUCUCCACGGGCUGUACUUCUGUCACCGUCUUCUCGGUUGACUUUAGAGUCUUCGCACUGGGAAACGGGAAGAGCAAACGAUCUGCGUCUCCCUGGGGUCUCAUUAUCAUUAGCAUUCGCUUUCUGUUUUUGCCCAUUGCGCAAUCGCUCGGAACCGAGAUCGGCGAUUAUUCUGUUGUGAGCAGAGACCUUUCCUAUAUAAACGAAGGUGUCUCAGUUCCAUACUUCUAUAUAUUCUAGACUAGCUUUAGUGGUCGUUUUAUUAUUUUCUACGGGUUUGAAUGCUUGUUGCCUAAUAAAUUGUGUGGUUUAAUCUG